Haliotis rufescens (red abalone) is the source of this 3519-nucleotide messenger RNA. RefSeq names its product extended synaptotagmin-2-like. The coding region runs from base 91 to 2532 and encodes 813 amino acids. Gene Ontology annotation, molecular function: lipid binding. The transcript has 22 exons. Lineage: Eukaryota; Metazoa; Mollusca; Gastropoda; Lepetellida; Haliotidae. Gene Ontology annotation, biological process: lipid transport. The record is from RefSeq and is a predicted model, not a curated record.
AGCGCGGAAACGAGCUGCAAAAAGCAGCGAAGCGAAGCUUUCCCGUUAGAUGUGUUGUGGAAUGUGAACACAACUUGCCUGACAUCCACCAUGUCUGCACCGGCAGAACAAACGGAGAAACCUGCAUCUCCCAAACGGAAGACUGCACUUGACGAUACAUUACUUCUGAAUGUUGUAACGGAGUACUUCAAACUAGCCGGUCUCGCUUUAGUGGUAUGGUUUGUUGGCUAUUUCGCCUUCUCCCCAAGUUGGCUCCUCCUGGGUCUGGUGGUCUAUGUUUGGAAGGAGAAGCACACUCGUGAAAAGAAACUGAAAAUCGAGAUCAACCAACGCACUGCCAGGGAUGAAAAGAAUGAGAUAUUGGCCAGAGUAGAAGAUUUGCCAUCAUGGGUAUGUUUCCCGGAUGUCGAGAGAGCAGAAUGGUUGAACAAGAUGAUCGACCAGUUGUGGCCAUACAUAGGGGAUUAUGUCGACAAACUUCUCAGAGAAUCCAUCGAGCCAAAAAUUCGCGAGAGUCUUCCCGCAUCCCUCUCGUCUUUCAAGUUCAGCAAGAUCGACAUCGGAGAUAUUCCACCCAGGAUUGGUGGAGUGAAGGUGUACACCCAGAAUGUGCGGAGAGAUGAGAUCUACAUGGACCUGGAGAUUGUGUACAGCAGCGAUUCCAAUGUGGCUGUUCAGGUGAAGGGGAUCAAUGCAGGCAUCAAAGACUUGCAGCUUCAUGGAAUCAUGCGGGUCGUCUUCAAACCCCUCAUCAGCAAGAUGCCGCUGCUGGGGGGGAUCUCCGUCUUCUUCCUCAACAACCCCACUGUUGACUUCAACUUGACCAGCCUGGCCAAUGCAUUUGAUCUUCCUGGUCUGAAUGACAUGCUGCACACGAUUGUGAUCGAGCAGAUCGCCAACAUCAUGGUGCUGCCAAACCGCAUCCCCAUCUCCAUGGUCGAGGGCCUGAACCUCAACAAGCUCCGCUACCCACAGCCGCAGGGUGUGUUAAGGAUCCAUAUCCUGGAGGCCAAGGAGUUGGUCAGGGCAGAUAUUGGGAUGAUGAAGAAGGGCAAGUCUGACCCAUAUGCCAUUGCUGUUGUUGGAGCCCAAACCUUCAAGACCAAAGCAAUCAAUAACACCAUCUGCCCUAAGUGGAACAUGACGUACGAGGCUAUCGUGGAUGUUGCUCAGGGACAGUGCCUGCAGGUUGACGUCUUGGACGAUGACCCAGGGAGUAAGGAUGACCCAUUAGGAAAUGCUUCAGUUGACAUAUCUCAUGUGUUUGAGAGGGGCAUGGUGGAUGAGUGGUUGCAGUUGGAGAACGUGAAGACGGGGUUUGUCCAUGUCCGCCUGCAGUGGCUGUUUCUGGCCAACGACCCACUGGAGUUAGACAGGAUGGUCCAACAGGUGCAGGAAGAGAACAAGGAUGAUGAGAGCGUGUCCUCCUGCAUCCUGCUGGUCAACCUCGACUCCGCCCGGGACCUUCCAGGCAGCCCUAAGCGAGAUGGGUAUUGGCGAGGGAAGAAGACACUGUCUGAACCGUCUCCCCAAGUGAACCUCUAUGUGGGCCAGAGCAAGCACAAGAGCGGGAUCAGGGCUAACACUAAUGAGCCCCGCUGGGAGGAGAACUUCCGCUUCCUCAUCCACAACCCCAACUACCAGAACUUGGAUGUUGAGGUGCGGGACAGUAAGAAUGACAAGGUGAUCGGUGCCGCCACCAUCAAGCUGAAGGAACUGCUCUCAGCCUCAGACAUGGUACUGGACCAGAAGUUUGACCUGAAACAGAACGGGCCUGCCGGAGUUCUGAACAUGAGGCUGGCUCUCAGGGUGCUGACCCCCAACUCAAACCCUGACUGGCUGGAUGAAUGUGAGCCCCUUAUCACCGAGCCACCCCCCAAGAAGGAGGGAGAAGGGAAGGAGGGGGCAGGGGAUGCAGGCGGGGCACCUGCGGGGAAGAAGCCUGAGGGGACAUCUGUGGACAAGCCAUCUCAACCCUCUCAGCCUGCUCCUGCAGUGGAUGAAGUUAUUCCACCCGCCUCCAGCUCCGUGGAUGCUGAGAGUAAUCUCCGACAGAGGAAAGCACCUGCACAACAGAAAGUUGUGGACACGAAGGGGGAGUUUGGAAAUGGACGUAUUCAGAUGACGUUCCGAUACAGCGCCCAAAGACAAACUCUUAUCAUUGUCGUGCACAAAUGUGUGAACCUGCUGCCACUGGACAGCAACCAUCUGUCAGACCCCUAUGUACGUAUGUACCUGCUGCCUGAGAAGUCCAGCUCCUCGCGGAGAAAGACGCAGGUUAUCAAGGACAACCUCAAUCCUGUAUUUGAUGAGACGUUUGAAUAUCCAGUAGGUCCUUCCGAGUUGCCCAGCCGGUCGCUGGAGAUCUGUGUGAAGAAUGAGGUUGGGGUGUUCUCCAGCAGCAAGAAGAUCAUGGGUGUCGUCAACCUUGACCUUAAGAACCUGGACACUUCAAAGGCAAUUACAGAGUGGUUUGACCUGCGUCCCGAGGAUAACACUGAGAAGAUUUCACUGGUGGAGUCUGACGUGUGACUUGCAACACCUUGAAGUAAAGUGCUGAGGUGAUUUUCAUUUUUAUUACUUGGUUCACGGAUCUGACUCGAAAUUAGAAAUAAAUUUAAAUUUAGAUUAUGAUUUUUUUAAUUCUUACCAAGUCAAAUUUAAAUAAAUAAUUUGCAAUAAAAAUCGUGACAAAAAAUCUGUAAACCAAGUAAUUAAAUGGAAAUGCCUAAGGUGAAUACUCUGUGGCGAACACAAUGCUUCGAACAGUCUGUCAAGUGCUGCUACGCUGCUACUGUUAAUAAUACUCCACACCUCUACAAGUGUUGAUAGCCAAGCUGCACUGGUUCUCUAUGUGGCCUACUUAUCAAUGAAUGCUAUUUUCCUGAGGACAUUUCUAUAUAGCACUAGUAUGUGGCGGAUGUCUGGUGGUAGGAUGGGAAUGUACCUGAUUCAGACAACGUUGUUGUGUUGGAACCAUACAUAUAGGUCGCCAUGUCUUGGGUUUAUCUCAGAUUCCAAGCCAAGCGCCAUUGUCAGACAAAUUGGGGGAAAAAGCUUAUUUUGUUACUUACUGGUAUUUGUUGAGGGGUUCGUAAAGACUUCCUUCAAAGCAUAUUGUAAAAUUAAAACAUGAAGCCUCUUCCUGUUUGUCGGACCUGUUAUCUGUGGGAUGCAAGACACCUCUGCAAAACAAUAACAUAAGUUAUUACAAAAAAUAACAUGACUUGGCAAAUACUUAAUUCCAGUUUGGGAAUUUUGACUGACAUUUGGUUCUGAUUUGGGGCCGAAAAUCAGCCUCUGAGCAGGCCUAGAUAAUCCAUGCAUGUAAAAGUAGAACAGGUCUUGUACUGACCGGAAAUAGGAAGCAAUAUGUUUGAGUAGGACAGCCGUGUUCCAUUUCUAGUAGAUUCUGCUUUAGAAUGUGGUUCUGUCUUUAUCAGUGCAAUUGUGUGCAGUUCAGCGUUGUGGUUAUUUAUAUCUUACAAGGAAAUAUCUGUACUGUCAUUCAACGAUUUA